Molecule: messenger RNA, 1405 nt
Organism: Aplysia californica (California sea hare)
Lineage: Eukaryota; Metazoa; Mollusca; Gastropoda; Aplysiida; Aplysiidae
Exons: 4
Coding region: 60-1184 (374 amino acids)
Molecular function (GO): protein binding
Source: RefSeq, a predicted model, not a curated record
AUCUGGGUUUAGCAAUCGAAAGUAGCAACAGCAACAACAACAAAUUGGUGAUUUUCAAAAUGGAGGGAGACGAGUCCUAUCUUGAACUCAGCGAGUUUGUGAAUAUUGAAUACAGCGUUGGUCUCAUUAAAGCUCAGGCUCUGGUCCGUGGUUGGCUUGUGAGGAAGCAUCUACUAGAAAUUCAGCAACUGUAUGAGGCUAUAGUGAAUGACAUCGAUGGUGAUAGCGCAAUGGUCUCUUGGUCAAGUGGCCAGUUGGGUUAUCCAGUGAUCAGAAAAUGUAAAGCAAACGUUCAGAAACCAAACACAGCGUCAGAGAGGAUGGUGCAGAACCAACGACUUCAGAGGGAGAAAAGAUGGCCACACAGCAGCAAAAAGUCUCUCGAGGAUCACCGUUUUAUUCCAACGAAAGAGACCAGUGAGACGCCAGGAGCAGCAACGAUUCAGACGCGCCAGACAGACUCAAACAACGAGAUACUCUCAACCUCAGAGUUUAGUCCUUGUUUAGAAACACAGUUUGGUACUGCUUCGACUCAAACAAAUGAAAGAGAGACAACUGCCGAGUUUGCUUUGAGUCCUGAGAGUCGUAUUGUUUCAGACAGAAUUGUGAUGCCUAGUCGUUUAUCUUGUGUCAAAUCAGACUCACACAUGGUGGGGACCAGUUCGAGAAUGACAUCUAUUGCCAUACAGACUGAUGAUGUCUCUUUUCCAGGACGACACAAUUCCGAUAUAGUCUCCUCAAAAUGUCAGAACCCGACUCAUCACUACGCACAGUCUGAGGAUGCUGUCAAACUGGCAGAUGACGACUCUAUUUUUACUCACCAGCAAAAUCGUUCUCCAUCACUCAUAACAAACACUCAUGAUGCCGUCGAAAUUUCAAUUGGCACCGGUCACACUGAAGAGCCACAGAGAGUGACUCCAGAGGUGUCUGAACAAAGGGAAGAUGAGAACAAGGAUGAAUAUGAUCUCAACAAAGUUGUGUCACAAACUGAAUAUUCAUCGCCAAAAGAAGACAAGACUGUGCCUGGUUCACCUGUGUCUGCUGGAGAAACAUCCCAUAAUUUACCCGAGGACACAGCGGAGCUGGAGCAGCUCCAGAAGACGACGGCCAUGGAGCUACUGUGGGUGCAACAAGCCAUCAUCAGCCGCAAACAUUACCUGAAACUGAGACAGCAGAUUCAGUGAGCAAGACCUGAUGUGCCUGCAGAUUGUGUUAAGAUAUUUAAUGUGAUAUAUGUAUUGGGUAUCUAUACGGUACCGACUGCUCAGUUUAAGAUUCCGUUAUGCUUCACUUUUCAAAAUGGCGCAGUGAGGAAUCUUGCACUAAACAGUCGAUAUGUGAGGCAUUGUGAUGAAAUUAGACGCUCGUAAUAAUAAAUAAUAAAUUUUUUCUAUGUUCAUCAACU